This is a messenger RNA of Neltuma alba, 1795 nucleotides long. RefSeq names its product AAA-ATPase ASD, mitochondrial. The transcript has 2 exons. Gene Ontology annotation, molecular function: ATP hydrolysis activity; ATP binding. The coding region runs from base 60 to 1613 and encodes 517 amino acids. NCBI's taxonomy places the organism in Eukaryota, Viridiplantae, Streptophyta, Magnoliopsida, Fabales, Fabaceae. The record is from RefSeq and is a predicted model, not a curated record.
CAACAUUAUUUCUUGUUAAACCGAGAGAAAGAGGCCAGACACAGAGAGGACGCAGGAAGAUGGAGAUGACGACAGUAUGGGCUCAAUUGGGCUCAGUCACCGCCACCGUCAUGUUCCUCUACGCCAUGUUUGAUAAGUUCUUCCCUCCGCCGCUUCGCGACCAUCUUCGAUCUUACACCAACAAACUCACCUCCCUUGUCUCUCCCUAUGUCCACAUCACCUUCCAUGAAUUUACCGGCGAACGCCUCAAGCGUAGCGAAGCUUUCACCGCCAUCCAAACCUAUCUCAGCGGCAACUCCUCACAGCGAGCCAAUAGGCUCAAAGCCGAAGUCGUCAAGAACAGCCAGACCCCUCUCAUGCUCAGCCUCGACGACAACGAAGAGAUCACCGAUGAGUUUGAAGGGGUUAAGCUAUGGUGGGUCUCCAACAAGAUCACUCCCAAGUCACAGUCCUUCUCUUUCUACCCUGCUUCAGAUGACCGGAGGUUCUUCACUCUCGCUUUUCACCGCCGUCAUCGCGAUCUCAUCACUACUAAGUACCUCAGGCACGUGUUGGAUGAAGGUAAGGCCAUUGCCUCCAGAAACAGGCAACUCAGGCUUUACACAAACAAUCCGAGCAGUGGCUGGCACGGCUACAAGAGCACCAAGUGGAGCCAUGUCGUUUUUGAGCACCCUGCAACUUUUGAAACGCUCGCUUUACAUCCCAAGAAGAAGGACGAGAUUCUAAAGGACCUUGUUAGGUUCCGAAAUGCCAAGAACUACUACGCGAAGAUCGGCAAGGCAUGGAAGCGUGGGUAUUUACUCUAUGGUCCUCCUGGGACCGGCAAGUCUACGAUGAUUGCAGCAAUGGCUAAUUUCUUGAAUUACGAUAUCUAUGAUGUGGAAUUGACGGCGGUGAAGGACAACACGGAGCUCAGGAAGUUAUUGAUCGAAACGCCCAGUAAAUCGAUUAUGGUUAUCGAGGACAUUGAUUGCUCUCUUGAUCUUACCGGGCAAAGGAAGAAGAAGCCAAAAGAAACCAAGGACGACGAGGACGACAAACCCAAAGACCCGAUCAAGAAGGAAGAGGAAGAGGAAGAGAAAAAGACAAGUAAGGUGACUCUCUCAGGGUUGUUAAAUUUCAUCGACGGGAUUUGGUCUUCUUGUGGAGGAGAGAGGAUCAUCGUGUUCACAACCAAUUUUGUGGACAAGCUUGAUCCUGCUCUUAUCAGGAGAGGACGCAUGGACAAGCACAUCGAAUUGUCCUAUUGUUGCUUCGAAGCAUUCAAGGUGCUUGCAUGGAAUUACUUGGAUAUCGAAACCCACGAUUUGUUUCCCAGAAUUGAGGAAUUGCUGAAGGAGACGGAGAUGACACCUGCUGAUGUAGCUGAGAAUCUGAUGCCCAAGUCAAUGGAGGAAGAUGAAAAGAGUUGCUUGCAGAGGUUGAUUGAAGCACUUGAAACGGCCAAGCAAGAAGCAGAGAAGAAGGCAGAGGAAGAAGCAAAGAAGAAGGCAGAGGAGGAAGCGAAGAAGAAAGCAGAGGAGGAAGCGAAGGAGAAGGAACAGUGUGGUAAGCAAGAGGAGGGAGGGAAUGAGAAAUUCGGGGAAGGAGUGACGGACAAUGGUUUCCAUUGAUAUUAUGCAGGAACCCGAGUUUGCAUGAUGUACUUCUGUAUGCUUUUAGUUAUUAGCGGAAUAAUUAAUAAUCCUGGAUUUUGUGUUGUUCGACUUUAAUGUUCAUUAUAUUAAUUGCGAAACAAGAAUCAUCGUUGUUCCUUGUCGCUUCAUGAACUAAGACACUUCAGUUCAGUUACAAA